This is a messenger RNA of Oryctolagus cuniculus (rabbit), 2995 nucleotides long. Its product is annotated as olfactory receptor 2D3-like. Gene Ontology annotation, biological process: G protein-coupled receptor signaling pathway. NCBI's taxonomy places the organism in Eukaryota, Metazoa, Chordata, Mammalia, Lagomorpha, Leporidae. Gene Ontology annotation, cellular component: membrane. Gene Ontology annotation, molecular function: G protein-coupled receptor activity; olfactory receptor activity. The record is from RefSeq and is a predicted model, not a curated record.
UACAGCAAAAUUUUAUGUAUUUAAUGGUGUCCAUAGGUCUUGCAGGCUUUCUUCACUUUCUUCCCUUCUUCCCCCUCUGGCUGGGUUCAUUUGAAAGGCCCGUCCUCAGGUUCAGAAAUUCUUUCUUCUACUUGAUAUAGUAUAUUGUGAUGACUCUCAAUUAUAUUUUUUAUUUCAUUCAGAGUUACAGAAUACAAAAUACUGAGAGUUAGGCUUACAAGAACUAUUUGGGAAUCAUUUUGACUUUUUUUUAAAUUAGCUAUUUACUAGGGAAAAUGUUAGCUAUCUUAUACAGUAUUAAAGAAGAUUGAACUAAAAAUGCAAAUAAAAAGAAAGGAUUAAUAGUAUUGGCUGGCAUCAGAAAAGCACCCAAUAUAUGAAAUGAAUAUUACUAUUGCCAACAGACUCAGUACAACGAGAAAUACAAGAGUGUAGAGCAUAGAUUGGGGGAUAUUUAAAGGAUGCUACUGAUACAAUCAAAGCGGUUAAGCCGUUUUUGUCUAUGCUUCUCUGCACCUCGACAACUUAAACAUGAAUGACAGAAGAAUAUGGGCAACAGUCUGGAUCACAGCCAUUUUCUUCUCCUCAAUUUUCCACACCUUGCCCAGUGUGUACCUGCAGGAUAACAUAUAACUGCAAUGAAAAAAUCUGUCAUAAAUGUUUUCAAAUUUCUGUGGCAUAAAAAUAUAACUGAUUUAAAGCAAGAUGAUUUUUUUUUGCUCCCAAACCCACAUAAAGGAAGAGUGCAGUGUAAGCAGCAUUGACAUCUUCCAAGGACUGCAAGUCAUGAAGCGGUUUGUCCUAAGCUUAGUCAUGUGGCAUAAAGAUGGUGAUUUCACCCACAGUGGUUUUAAAAAGAGAAACAAAAUCAUAAAAGUUUUUGAUUGUCAGAACAACCAAGCACAAAAGAAAAUAGUCUGCUGACUUGUGGCAGCUAGUAAGACGCAGAAAUCAAUAGCCCACUUUAGAUACUGAUUAGGAAAAUUUCUAAGUCAUUCAUAAUUUUCUAAGUAACUGAGUCAUGUGUUUAUUUUCUCAUUGUCCACGCAUAAAAAGGAAUAAACACCCAUGGGAGAGGAGAACCAGUCCUCCGUGACUGAAUUUGUCCUCCUGGGCCUUUCCCAGGAUCCAGAGACACAAGUGCUGCUCUUCUUCCUCUUUCUGAGCAUCUACCUGCUGACCGUGCUGGGAAACCUGCUGAUCUUCACGCUCCUUCACAUCGACUCCAGACUCCACACACCUAUGUACUUUUUCCUGAGAAACCUGUCUUUUGCUGAUCUCUGCUUUUCGACUACCACAGUGCCCCAGGUGCUAGUCCACCUCCUGGUGAAAAGGAAAACCAUUUCCUUUGCUGGGUGCUCCACACAGAUACUCGUUUUGCUCCUGGCUGGGUGCACAGAGUGUGCACUGCUGGCAGUGAUGUCCUAUGACAGGUACGUGGCUGUCUGCAAGCCCCUGCACUACUCCAGCAUCAUGACACACUGGGUGUGUGUCCAGCUGGCUGCAGGGUCCUGGGUCAGUGGAGCCUUUGUGUCCCUGGUGGACACCACGUUCACACUGCGUCUGCCCUACAGAGGGAAGAAUAUCGUUAACCAUUUUUUCUGUGAACUUCCUGCUGUCCUGAAGCUGGCUUCAGCAGACACCUACAGCACAGAAAUGAUCAUCUUUGCCAUGGGUGUGGUGAUGCUCCUCGCUCCUGUCUCCCUCAUCCUCAUCUCUUACUGGAAUAUCAUCUCCACUGUGAUCCGGAUACAGUCUGGGGAGGGGAGGCUCAAGGUUUUUUCUACCUCUGGGUCCCAUCUCAUUGUCGUUGGUCUCUUCUAUGGCUCAGGAAUAUUUGCCUACAUGAGGCCAAACUCCAAGGUAAUGAAUGAGAGGGACAAAAUGAUCUCUGUGUUCUACUCAGCGCUGACACCCAUGCUGAACCCCAUCAUUUAUAGUUUUAGGAACAAAGAUGUAAAAGAGGCUUUCAAGAAAUUAAUUGCAAAAUAGCAUUUUUGUAUGUAGUGAUCUCUGUUACAACCAGUUAAAGAUGUAAAGAGAAGCGAUUUUUUGUAGGUUAGUUUCAUUUAUAUCCCGUUUCAUCUUUUUUUUCUUCAUUCUAUUUUCCUGUUUCUUAUAUUUCAUAUACUCCUAGAUCAGUUUGACAAAUUUUCCAUUCAACAUAUAUAUUAUCAUAUCUCAAGUAAAAGGAGUUCUAAAAAAACAAAGUAAGAUUAUUGAUAGGCACUGAAAAGAUACGAAUAAAAUAAAGAAAGGAACAUGGAAAAUGAGACGAAAGAAAGAAAGGAGGAACCAAGAAAGAAGGAAUGGAGGGAUGGAGGAAGGUGAAGAACCAGUAGCUACUCUAAUUUCCAACAGUGAUAAAAUUAAAAAACAAGGCAUAUAAUUAUGAGGACACAUCAAAUACUUUGUAGAAAAUGGAGCUUUAAAAUAAGUUUGUUUAGGUGAAUGAAAGUAUGAAAUUCAUAUAUGUUUUUUUCAGAUUACAUUUUCUGUAAAGUUUUUGAAAUGCUUUCAUAUAUGUCAGAAGCAAACCAAGAACCAUCUAAGCAAAAUUAGCACAUAUGUGAAUACAUAUGUUUUCACAAAUGGAUUGAUUUCCUUUACCUGUGAAUGCACACUUUGUGUAUCUCAAGUGUGUUUCUAGGAGCUUGAGAUGUAGAUAUAAAAAAUAUAGCUUUUGUACAAAUAUUUCUAACAAUUUUUGAAAUUGCGAAUUUGCAUCUAUGGAAUAAUAAAUGGUGGAAUUUUUCUAAUAAUAUGUGAGUAGUUAGGAGAAUCAUGAGGUGCAAACAUGCAAAGUAAUAAAAGGGGUCUAGUUUGAAAAGUGCCCAAAUUCUCAAUGUGAAUUAAUGCUCUAACUAGUACUCAAACAGUAUUUUACACUUUAAAUUCUGUGUGGGUGCAAACUGUUGAAAUCUUUACUUAAUAUAUACUAAAUUGAUCUUCUGUAUAUAAAGGUAAUUGAAAAUGAAUCUUGAUGUGAAUGGAA